Molecule: messenger RNA, 615 nt
Organism: Setaria italica (foxtail millet)
Lineage: Eukaryota; Viridiplantae; Streptophyta; Magnoliopsida; Poales; Poaceae
Product: testis-specific gene A8 protein-like
Exons: 2
Coding region: 1-615 (204 amino acids)
Source: RefSeq, a predicted model, not a curated record
AUGCACGACCAUGUAGCUGAUGGCGGCCGCGAUAGACUCUGGGUUGAGCCGCACGUCGAGGACGACCUCCAGCCUCCGCGCCACCAUCGCUCUCGCUCUUCUCCAUCGACUGCUAUGCUCCUCGGCGUCGGCAGCGGGGGGCCAGCGCAGCCGUCAGGAGGCAACCGGCUGUCGUCGCUGCUGUUCCUCUGCAAGCCCGUCGACCUGUCGUCACGCGCGCCUCUCGGCGCUGCCUGCGCGAUCCCGCGCCUCCCCUGCGCGCUCCCCGCGCCCCGCGCCUCCGCGCGAUCAAUGGCCGGCUUCUUGCCCGCCUCUCCCGCUGCUGCCGUGGCCGCUGCCGAUGCCGCGCCCCAGGAGACCGCUGCCGACGCUGCAGGCCUGGACGCCGCUCGCGCCCAGCGUCAGGCCACGCGCAACGCCGCCCUAGCCCGUGCCAUAGCCGCCGAGGCCACGGCCGCCACUGCCGCUUGGGACCGCGACGACGCUGAGGCUCGCAUCCGCGAGGCCCUGGCGCUCGCUGCCGCAGCCUGCCAGGAGGCCAACCCGGCUUCCGAUGACAACUCCUCGUCCACAACGACGCCGACGACAACCUGGACGCCCGCCGCGCCCUGCUGA